GACGUUUGUGAUUGUGGUAUUGUGGUCAUUUCCUAGUGAUCUGUGGUCAUUUCAACACGACACGACAGUUUACGUUUUUAAAAAUAUUUUAAUUUGUUUUGUUUGCAUUUGCACGGUGCUUUUGUGUAUUAUGGAUUUAACACUAAAUAUAUUUACACUGAAUUGCUGGGGUAUACCAGUGGUUUCAAAAAAUCGUAAAGAAAGAUUUGAAGCGAUCGCAACAUAUUUAUCACAAGCACCACACAAUAUAGUCUGUCUCCAGGAGGUUUGGAGUGAAACUGAUUAUUUGUAUUUAAAAGAGCAAUUGCAAACUAAUCUCCCAUUUUCACACUACUUUUACAGUGGUGUCCUCGGAUCAGGUCUAUGUAUAUUCUCAAAGUGGCUGAUACAAGAUGUGUUCUUCCACCAGUGGCCGCUCAAUGGCUACAUACACAAGAUCCACCACGGUGAUUGGUUCGGGGGCAAGGGCCUAGGCCUGUGCAGAAUCAAAUGUGACAACCGAUUGAUCAAUAUUUAUUGUACACAUCUACACGCAGAAUAUAAUGUAGAUGACAUAUACUUGGCACACAGAGUGUUGCAAGCAUACUCCACCGCAGAGUUCGUCAACCUCACCACUCCACCGGCAGAUGUCUCCAUACUGGCCGGGGAUCUGAAUACUGCUCCCGGAGACAUAUCAUUUAGGUUAAUAUCUCAGUUACCUCAGUUAGUGGAUCCGUGUAUACUAAGCCGCUGCAACAACGUCGCCGAGAAGCCUGCGGGCACGUGCGACAACAUCAACAACAGUUACUCCGACCCCAAACUAGUCAAAACAUGUCCAGAAGGGAAGAGGAUAGAUCACAUACUGUUCAAUGUGCAUCCGCAGUUAGAGGCUGACGUGGUAAACUUCGGCAACCCCUUAGAAGAAAGAGUGCCCGGGAAAGCGUUUUCCUACUCAGACCACAACGCUGUUUAUUUGGAGCUUAAGAUCAAACAGACAGACAAAUUCAAGCAUAGACAACAAAGCGCUGAAGAACGCUUCCAAGAGACAAUAGACGAAGCUAUCAAGAUCUGUAAAGAAGCUAUGGUUACUAUAACUAAAACUAAAAGGUUAUUCCUCACAACUGGCGGUCUUAUAUUUAUGUUCCUAUUGGGGUCUGUAGGUUUUUGGCCCAACAAUAUAAUAGCUGAUGUAUUAAAAAUCAUAAUGACUGGCAUAUGUCUGUAUUACAUAACAAUGGGCACUCUGUGGCAUAAAAUAGAAAUGAACAGUCUGAAGGCGGGUUUGUCUGCAAUGGAGAAUUUUAAACGAAGCAGAAAUGAUGUAAAGUUUUAUGAUUAACUAGCGGACGCCCGCGAUUUUAUCCGCGUGUACUUGAUGUAAACUUUCAACCCCUAUGUUACCAUUUAGGGGGAUUUUAAAAAUUCUUGCAUCACAUUACAUUUCGUAUUUUUUUCAUGAUUUAUGGACAAAUUUUUAUAACUGUAACUCUAAACAUGCAGGUUUCCAUACAAACUUUCAACUCCUAUUUCAAUUCUCUUUUGAAUUUAUUUUCACAAUAAAAAGUAUCCUGCAACCGUAUUAUAGUCUCAAAUCGUGCUAAGUUUUAUUUAAAUUCAUUCAGUAUUUUCAGCGUGAUUCCCGGUCAACAAAAACACGGACAGACAAACAGACAGACAAGAAAUCGAAAAAAAAUAUGUUUAGCUAUCCAUUAUAUAAUGCCCUCCAAUAAAAAAUUUCAAAAUAUCUUCUAUGUACAGAAUUUGACUUGUUACAGUUUUAUUAUAAGUAUAGAUCGAUUAAAAUUUUACCUAUCAAUAGCUCAGUGGUAAAGGGGUCGGACUCAUCAUCGAGAGGUGGUGGUUUAACCCCGCCCGCUGGACUAUUGUCGUACCCACUCCUAUAGCUUGGCAAAGUCGUAACACUCCCGAUGGUCCGCGCGGGCCGGGAGGGGUAGCGAUGCCCUCGACUUUACACCCGCAUAGUCCUUCCCCCCGUCGCCCGCAUAUCACGGGAGCGUCAUGAGCGAACUUGUCAAGCUAAAAAACAGUCUUUUCCAACUAAUUGGAGAUGAACGGGAAUAUUGGUCAUAUUUAAAAGAUGUGACAAAUAUUCUUUUUUUAAAAAAUAAAAAAAAAUUAAGAAAUUGUAAGUCCAAUAUGCUCGACCUUUAAAAAGUUAAAUCCGACAUAUCCUGGGAUUGAUCUUUGCUGAAUUAUAUUUUUCGCUAUUAAAAGGAUUUAAAUAUGCCUCCCAUUGCCACACAAGAUGCAAAUUCUACUAAAAUUUUAUAAAUGUCCUUAAUCUUAAACGUAAAAUGAAAAUUUCAAAAAAUAAAUAUUGAGUCUUGCUUGCUGCCUCUUCUACUUAUGAGCCCUAAAAUAUUUCUGUGAGUAUCAGUAUUUUUAUACGUAAUUAUAUGAUUAAUAUUAUAUGCCAUAAUAAUUAUGUAAUACCAUAUCAGUUCAUAUUCUAUAGUAGGUAUAUAAGAAGCAUAUCCUUGUGAUUCGUUCAUAAAUAAGUAAUAAAUGUUUUAUACAAUAUCAUAUAUACAUUCCGAGAAAUAAUUGAAAUAUCGAAAUAUUUUAAGUCUUUUUAAAUUAUAAUAUUGUAUAGGUUUAUGAUAGAUAAAUUAAGCCAUAUUUUUAUAAAAACCUAAAACUAUAAUAUAAAUAAUGUAACGCUCAGGAAAUUAUAAUGCAAUCAAAUGUGAUAUUAUGCCUAAAGCCAUUACCGUGUGUACGUAUUUUAAUAUGAGUAAUUUUAUGCAUUAUGUGCUUGCAAAGUUCCAAAAUGUAUACAAUUUAAUAUACUAUUUUCAUGUUUCAAGAUGGUUUGAAAAUUAGUGGCUUGUGACCAAAAUUGUUCAGUCUGAGACUGGUAAACAAUACAUAGAUAAUCAAUAUAACUGACCAUUUCGUCAUAUUAAUAUUCUAGGGAAAAAGAUACUAUGGAUAAGAUAAAUAAAAAAAUACUAUGCACCUGUUUUACUUAGCCCACAUUGUCGACAAAAUGUCGACUGGUCAUAGGCCACCUCUCAUACCAAUAAUAUUCAAACCUCUUGUCACAAACAAAAUUAAGAAAAUCUCUAAAUAAUUAAAAUUUCAAUCAAAUCUUUAAUUAUUUGUUGAUAAACAAUAUUGUAAUGAUUGUACAUAAUCUACAUAUAAAUAUAUCAAAGGAAAUUUCAA
Molecule: messenger RNA, 3168 nt
Organism: Bicyclus anynana (squinting bush brown)
Lineage: Eukaryota; Metazoa; Arthropoda; Insecta; Lepidoptera; Nymphalidae
Gene: nSMase
Product: putative neutral sphingomyelinase
Exons: 7
Coding region: 131-1318 (395 amino acids)
Cellular component (GO): cytoplasm
Molecular function (GO): sphingomyelin phosphodiesterase activity
Source: RefSeq, a predicted model, not a curated record